Molecule: messenger RNA, 2853 nt
Organism: Cetraspora pellucida
Lineage: Eukaryota; Fungi; Glomeromycota; Glomeromycetes; Diversisporales; Gigasporaceae
Source: the annotation of a GenBank genome assembly
AUGUGGAUUGGAACAACGCCACCAUGUCUUCAAGAUUUAACUAUUCUGGAACAACUUAUGAUAUCAUCAGGAUAUUUGUGCAUAAAUCUUAUUCAAAUAACAAAUAAAAAGCAUACCCAUCAUAAACUUAAAGGACAUAUUAUUACCUUAUCCCAAAAUCCAAGCUCCUUAGCUAAAGUAUUACCCUUACCAAUGUUUAGACUUUGUGACUAUUUAAAAGUAGUAUUUUGGUUAUUUGAACAUAAUAAAUUAUUCAAAGAUCAUUUCAAACUUGAUAAAAACAUUUUAAAUAGCUUACCAGAAGGAGAAAUUCCAGAAUCUUUAGCCUUAAUGACUACUGUUAUAGACUUUAAUGCUCAAAAUAUUGAACAUUUUACUGGAUAUACACAUGACUCCACAUGUAAUUUUAGGUCAUCAGGUGUAUUGCAUGUAAAUGAUGUUCCAGUUUCUGAAGAAGAACUCACCUUAAAUUCUUUACAAAAACUUGUUGAAAAGUCAAAUUUGCAAUAUAAAACUAAUACUAUAACCGAAAUAUUUCAAACAAAAAUAAUCUGCAUACCUCAUAGUCAAACACCUCUAAAUGAAUAUGAAGAUCCAACACUCUUUUCGGCUGCUUUUCCUGUCCUUUAUCUGUAUAGUGUUGGAGGUCAUAAAGGUCAUUCACAACAAGUCUCGUUUAAAGAAUAUAUAAAUCAUCUAAUGCGCCAUCGUGAUCCUAAAUUUCAUCAACAUAGAUCAUUUCCGUUCAUCACUUUUAAUAUUUUGCAGAGACAUGAAGUAUCAUCAGAAUCAUAUAGUUUAACAAAAUAUAGCAACUUUGAGAGAUCAGCCAAUUUAAUAAAUACACUUAAACCCAAUGAUAUAAAACUAGCUAUAGAACAAAAGCGCAAUAAAAAGCCUAUAACUAAUCCAGCAAUUCUUGAAUUACUUAAAAAUAUUAAUUCUGCUGGGUCCAAAUUAAUGGCAUCUUGCCAAUCAUAUUCUAAAAUGCGUAAUGAAAUACAUGCAACUAUCACACGAGAUGGUAUACCUUUAAUAUUUAUGACAAUUAACCCUGCUGACCUUUACAGCCCUAUCAUAAUAAUGUAUACUGGAAACGAAAUUAAUUUUGAUAAACUUUUACCGGAUAAUUUUCUGAAAGCCACUGAGAGAGCAAGACUUGCAUCUCUUGACCCUUCGGCAGUUGCAAAAUAUUUUGAUAUUAUUAUUCAAACAAUUAAAGAUACUAUAAUUGGCUAUAGUAAAAAAAAUGGUGGUGUAUUUGGAAUAGUAAAAAAUUACUAUGGUGUUGUUGAAUAUCAGGAUAGAGGCACUCCACAUUGUCAUAUGAUAAUUUGGCUUAAUAAUGCACUUGACCUGAUUACUUUACGUCAAAAACUUAAAAAUGAUAGUAACUUUUCCCAACACCUACUACAAUAUAUUAGUAAUAUCGUUCGAAAAGAUAUAAGUUAUCUUACAAGAAAUGAAAUAAUAACCAAUGAAAUGCUUAAAACUGAAUACAUGACUCCAAAAACUUUACUAGAAAAAAGAAUGCAUCCUUCUUUUAACCUUAUUCCAGAUCCAAAAUUAUCUAACUUUGAAGAGAAUUUUCACCUAGAUUUACUUGCAAUCGCAAAACAUACUCUCUUUCAUCAUUGCAAUAAAACAUGCAAAAAAUAUAAUCGUGGUUUAAAAAAACACUGUCAUUUUGACUUUUCAAGAGAACUAGUAAACCCUCCUGGAAUAAUUUUUCCUGAACAAGGCAUUAUUGCUGUUCAGUGCACCAAUGCCUUUAUCAAUAACCAUAAUCCGUAUAUAACCACUGCAUGCAGAGGAAAUAAUGAUAUUAAAUUUAUUUUAACACAAAAACUUGCUUUAGCUUAUGUCUAUUACAUUACUGAUUAUAUUACAAACUCUGAUAAUGCAUCUAUCAAUCUUAUAAAUAAGUCUCGAAAACUUAUAACAAAGUGCCUUAAUAAAAUCACAGGUCAAGUAAAACUUACAAGUCCACAAGUUUCAGCAUAUCUUUUAGGUAUUCCAGACCAUUAUACUCCAAACAAGUUUGUCUCUAUAUAUUUACCAACUUUUGUAAAUUAUUUUACAAAUGAAUUAAAAAAACAUAAUCAAAAUAUUGAUAUAAAUGCUGAAAAUUCUGAUGAUGAUUUAGAUGAAGCCAAAGAAUUAUAUUCACCAUCUGAAUCCUUUAUGAUAUCCUCCUUUCAAGGCAAAUUAACUGUAGUAAACCUUCGUGUUGAUUAUCAAUUUCAAGGACUAUCUCUAGAUGGAAUUUGUCUCUAUGAUUAUGCAUCUACAAUAUAUAAAAUACCAAUAAAUUUAUAUGAACUUUCCAUAUUAUCAGAUCAACACUUAAGAAAUAAAAAUACUCAUGUCGAUCGUUUUUUCUUCCAUAGAAGUGAAUCAAAUUCUAUAUUGACUAAAGUACAUCCACAAUGUAAAACUCACAUUCAAAUACAACGAAGACGUAGAACAGAAAGAAUUGUUACACUAUACAGUAAAACAAUACCAAAAAAAGAUGAUACUAAAAAUGAGAAAUAUUAUAAAUUAAGUAUUCUCACAUUGUUCAAGCCAUGGAAAUCGGUUUAUGAUCUUAUUGAAAAUUAUGAUUUCUGGGCAGAUGCAUGCCAAGCUUUUUUAAAUAACCCAUCCUUACCAGCUCAACUCCUAUUUGCAAAAGCUUGUCGCAUUGAAUGUUCGGUACCUGGUUAUGAUGCCAAAGAAGAAUUAAUAUUAUUGGAUGAUUAUGAUAACCUAAAAACAGAUAAUACAAAUAAUGAAAAUUUUGAUCCUGAAAUGAUUAUCAGAUCUGAAUUAAAGGACAUUAAUUCUAUUGAUUCUAUGAUGAAUAUUCUUUGA